AUGGUCCACGUGCGCGCGGUGCGCGGCCUGGCGCUCGUGGCGCUGGCCCUGGCGGCCGCCGAGGCGCAGCGCAACCUGCAGCUGGGCCUCGACACCGGCCUGGGCCUGGGCUCGCUCACGUCUGCUACCACGGACGCACCGGAGACGGAUGCACCGGAGACGAGCACGAGCUCGAACUCGGGUCUGUUGUCACCGGUAACCAACCUAUUGACGACCGCCCCGACGACGGAUGCACCAACAACGGACGCGCCUUCCACCCCGACGACCGAUGCGCCGUUCACGCCGGCCACUGACGCUCCCUCGGCCCCGGAGACAGAUGCACCGGGCCUCCUAUCCCCUGUGACGAACCUGUUGACGACUGCCCCGACUACCGAUGCCCCGACUACAGAUGCGCCUUCCACGCCGGCUACUGACGCUCCGGAGACGUCUGCUACCACGGACGCACCGGAGACGGAUGCACCGGAGACGAGCACGAGCUCGAACUCGGGUCUGUUGUCACCGGUAACCAACCUAUUGACGACCGCCCCGACGACGGAUGCACCAACAACGGACGCGCCUUCCACCCCGACGACCGAUGCGCCGUUCACGCCGGCCACUGACGCUCCCUCGGCCCCGGAGACAGAUGCACCGGGCCUCCUAUCCCCUGUGACGAACCUGUUGACGACUGCCCCGACUACCGAUGCCCCGACUACAGAUGCGCCUUCCACGCCGGCUACUGACGCUCCGGAGACGUCUGCUACCACGGACGCACCGGAGACGGAUGCACCGGAGACGAGCACGAGCUCGAACUCGGGUCUGUUGUCACCGGUAACCAACCUAUUGACGACCGCCCCGACGACGGAUGCACCAACAACGGACGCGCCUUCCACCCCGACGACCGAUGCGCCGUCCGCGCCGGCCACUGACGCUCCCUCGGCCCCGGAGACGGAUGCACCGGGCCUCCUAUCCCCUGUGACGAACCUGUUGACGACUGCCCCGACUACCGAUGCCCCGACUACAGAUGCGCCUUCCACGCCGGCUACUGACGCACCCUCGACGCCUACCGCAACGAACGCGCCGGAGACGAGCACUAGCUCAAACUCGGGUCUGUUGUCGCCCGUGACGAACCUGUUGACGACUGCUCCGACUACCGAUGCCCCUGCCACGGAGGCGCCUUCCACGCCUGCCACUGAGGCACCGUCGACGUCUACUACGACGGACGCACCGGAGACGAGCACGAGCUCAGACUCGGGGCUUCUUUCUCCAGUGACGAACCUUUUGACGACUGCUCCGACGACGGACGCGCCUUCCACACCAGCGACGGAUGCGCCGACGACGUCUACUGCGACGGAUGCCCCGGAAACCAGUACGAGCUCGAACUCGGGCCUGUUGUCGCCGGUAACUGAUCUGUUGACGACCGCCCCGACUACCGAUGCUCCUUCCACGGUGGCUACGGAGGCGCCCUCGACGUCUACCACGACGGAUGCCCCGACGACUGAUGGCUCCAACGUUCUGUCGCCUGUUACGGACUUGCUGACGACGGCACCUGCUACGGCCACGGAGGCGCCCUCGACGUCUACCACGACGGAUGCCCCGACGACUGAUGGCUCCAACGUUCUGUCGCCUGUUACGGACUUGCUGACGACGGCACCUGCUACGGCCACGGAGGCGCCCUCGACGUCUACCACGACGGAUGCCCCGACGACUGAUGGCUCCAACGUUCUGUCGCCUGUUACGGACUUGCUGACGACGGCACCUGCGACGGAUGCCCCCACGGACACGACUGCCCCAUCGGCAACGACCCCGACUGCCACGUCGGUGCUGGAUCCGGUCACGGACCUGCUCACGCCUGCUCCUACGACCGAUCCGUCAGUGACGACAAGUCCUUCCGCCACGACCACGCCGGCAACUAUUUUGCCGGACGUUUCUACGCUGAUCCCGACAACCACUGACGCCCCAAGUAGUACCGACACCCCGAGUGCUACGACACCGACCGAGACGAUCUUGCCGGACAUUUCAACGUUGAUUCCGACUACCACGGAUGCCCCGAGUAGUACCGAUACCCCGAGCUCGACGGAUUUGCCCGCCACUCUGCUCCCAUCCACGGAUUUGCCGGAGACUUUAAUCCCAGGUACGGAGACUCCCGUGACUCUCACGCCCGGCACCGAGACGCCCGGCACUGAGACGCCCGGCACCGAAACGCCCGGCACCGAGACGCCCGGCACCGAGACGCCCGGUACAGAGACGCCUGGCACCGAGACGCCUGGUACUGAAACGCCCGGCACCGAGACGCCUUCCACGGGAACCCCGGCAACUGAGACUCCGUCGACCAAGACGCCUGAUGAAUCCUCCGGUUCGUCGACUGAUGACUUCACCGAGUCGCCCCCUCCCGUGACGAAGACGCCAGGCGACGAGACUACCGAGUCCCCCGAGCCGGUGACGAAGACGCCUACCGCCACCAAGUCGCCCAUUGCUAUCGAAACGAACUCGGGCAGUGAGGACGAGCAGGACGCCUCGGCUCAAAAGGACCAGACUCAAUCGGAUGUCAUCAUGUAUAACGCGUCGGCAACGCCGAUCACGGCCAAGAGCGGUUCGUCGGACCCUUUCGCCAUUCCCGAAGACACUACCGAGACUGAAAAGCCGGUCGUGCUGAACAUUGCGGGUGAAACUGGCACAAGUGGUUCGGAGGACCUAGUGAAGUACGUCCGAGGGAAGACGGGCACGUCUGGCGAUGCGGCUACCACGAAUGCCAACGUGAUUGGAGGCCGGAACACGUACGUGGACACGGAGGACAGCGACGUGCUGUCGGCGUCGGCCGCAACCUUCCACGAGUUCCUGCGUUACUCCUCCGUCGCGUUCGCUGGCAUCUCGGUGGCGCUGCUGUUGUUCUUCCACUUCGUUUCUCUGGAUGCCAACCUUGUGUGGGUCAACCCUGCGUGGAGCCCCAACACGUGGGAGUUCCUCUUUUACGUGGGCUACUUGCAGCAAAUGCAGGCCACGUCGGAACUCACGGUUCUCAAAACGCCGUACUUCCUGUGGGAUUACACGGACUCUUUCGCGUGGAGCAACUUCUUGAUCCAGGACACUUCCAGCGACUCCACCGUGGCUCGUCGCCUCGAGACGAUUGUGCUGGGCGGUGUCGUCUCGUACGCUGACCGCAUUGGAAUUUCGGAGGAGAGCAUUCUCAACCACGGCGCGACCGGUUUCGCUAUAAUCAUGGGUAUCCUGGUGAUUGUCUUCCUCGUGCUGGCUGUGUUGGCCAAGCGCAAGGCUGAGCACGCGCUGGACGAGAACUCGGACCUGAGCAGCUACACGUCCGGCGUGCACCGUCUUCGUAGCGUCUCCAUCCGCACCCUCGGACUGUGCGUUCUGGUGUGGUACUUUGCGCUUUACCCGCUGAGUAUGCUGGCGUCGUUCGAGAUUUCCAUGGAGGUUCAGUCCUCGACAGUGGCCGACUCGCUGGUGGUGGCUGUCAUUGCGCUGGUGCUGGUUUGCUUUGGCGUGCUAGCUGUUGCCGGACGUGUGAUUAUGCACAAGACGAAGAACGAGCUGGAGCAGUUCGAGAACCUGGCCACCUGGGGAUCGCUUUACUGUGAGUACACGUACCGCAGCCGCAUGUUCUUCGUGAUCGACGUGGUUGUGCAGAUCACGACGGGCGUCCUCGUGGGCUGCAUGUCCGGUGACCCGACGCAGCUCAUCGUGGUCAUGGGCAUCCAGGCGCUGUACCUCGCGUGCGUGUUCGUGAUGUCGCCGUUUGCGGACCAGUUGGUGCUCCGCAUCACCUACGUGCUGGGGCUGCUCAAGAUCCUGAACUUUGGCCUGGCGUUCGCGUUCCUCAACUCGAACACGAUGUCGGCCACCGCGCGCACCCGCGUGGCCCAGGCGUACAUUGGCAUCAACUCGAUCGUGAUCCUGGUCUGGUUCGUGCGCCAGCUCAUCGUCUUCAGCACGUACAUCCGCGCGUGGAUGGUGCGCUCGAACAACGAUUCGCGCCGCAGCAACUCGGUGAUCAAGUACGACCCGCAGACGGACACGGAGUCGGACCUCUGGGCCAGCCAGUUCACUGCGGCCGGGCCCAACGAUAGCAGGCUCAACCAGUCGGUCAACGGCUGCACGCUGACGCUGUCUGCGAACUCGGCGGGCAACUCGAUGCAGCCGUCCUACCAGAGCUCUUCGUCGUCGUACGGGCAGCACCCGCUGGAGCCGUCGUUCGCCUCGGAGGCCCAGUUCAAGCAGCAGAUGUCUCGCUUCUAA
Phytophthora sojae is the source of this 4233-nucleotide messenger RNA. RefSeq lists its product as hypothetical. The transcript has 2 exons. Bases 1 to 4233 code for a protein of 1410 amino acids. The record is from RefSeq and is a predicted model, not a curated record. NCBI's taxonomy places the organism in Eukaryota, Oomycota, Peronosporomycetes, Peronosporales, Peronosporaceae. Gene Ontology annotation, biological process: transmembrane transport.